Colletotrichum lupini is the source of this 1116-nucleotide messenger RNA. Its product is annotated as short-chain dehydrogenase. Gene Ontology annotation, molecular function: oxidoreductase activity, acting on the CH-OH group of donors, NAD or NADP as acceptor. The transcript is spliced from 3 exons. Bases 1 to 1116 code for a protein of 371 amino acids. The record is from RefSeq and is a predicted model, not a curated record. NCBI's taxonomy places the organism in Eukaryota, Fungi, Ascomycota, Sordariomycetes, Glomerellales, Glomerellaceae.
AUGUUGACCUCGCGAGAAGGAUUCACGGUCGACGUGAUUGCCAGAUGGCUCCGAAAAUCAGUCCUCAAUCCAUACCUCUCGAUACCGCUUGCAACUGGACUGGCGGUGGUAUCAGCAAAAAAGAACGGAGCGGUCGGACUCUCAGACAUCAGAUUUGACACCGCUCAGCGCGUUGCGUUCCUCGCGGCUCUAGCAAGCUUCGUCUUGUCAACCACCGAGUAUCUCAACAAAUGGUCAGCAAACAACUGGACGACAGACCACACAUGGGAUUUUGACAAAGAAAUAAUUGUUGUCACCGGUGGCAGCAGCGGCAUCGGCCACAGUAUCAUCAAACAUAUCUUGGCCAGAAACCCCCAGGCGACUAUCGUUGUUGUCGACCUGGCUCCGCUAUCAUGGGUGCCUCAGAAAGGUUCCAACAUCCACUUCUUCAAGUGUGAUCUGACCGACACAAAAGCGCUCAAGACUCUUUGCACGUUGAUCCGAACUCAAGUCGGCGAUCCUACCGUUCUCAUCAACAAUGCGGGAAUCGCACGGGGUUACAGCGUCAUGGAAGGCUCGUACGCAGACGUUGAGUUGACCAUCAAGACAAAUUUGCUCGCCCCCUUCCUGCUUACGAAGGAAUUUUUGCCGCACAUGGUUCGCACCAAUCAUGGCCAUAUCGUCAACGUCGGAUCGAUGAGUUCGGUGGUUCCCCCAGUGAGAAUUGCUGACUACUCUGCCACGAAGGCUGGGCUCACCGCAAUGCAUGAGUCACUUCAACUUGAGCUGAAAUACAUUCACAAAGCGCCAAAAGUUCGUCAAACGCUUGGAAUCUUUGGCUUCAUCCGAACGCCGCUGGUUCCCUUUGACCCCGGUCAGCCUCACUUCAUGAUGCCGCUCCUUCAUGUGGACUCGGUAGGAGAGGCCAUUGUAGAUUCCCUUUACAGUGGCUUCGGACGGACGAUCUACCUGCCCGGUAUAAUGUCAUCUGUGACAGCCCUGCGAGCUGGUCCUGAGUGGUUGUGGCGUCUUGCGAGGGAGACUACUGCAAGCGCGAAAGAUAUCGCGUAUACGCCAAGGCAAAAGAUUGAUGACACAACUGGUCAAUUUGAGAUGGUAGAACCUGCGGAGAAGUGA